Messenger RNA from Sphaeroforma arctica JP610, 226 nucleotides. RefSeq lists its product as hypothetical. Gene Ontology annotation, biological process: protein localization to phagophore assembly site; autophagy of mitochondrion. NCBI's taxonomy places the organism in Eukaryota, Ichthyosporea, Ichthyophonida. The record is from RefSeq and is a predicted model, not a curated record. The transcript has 2 exons. Gene Ontology annotation, cellular component: autophagosome; phagophore assembly site. The annotation marks the transcript as partial.
UGCAGGCAGUCGUGCUUUGGUGCCCGAGGUUAACAAUGAUGUGGAACCCGUCCCACAGAUGUUCAGGGUAGUGCACUACACCCACUACCUGCCCUUUGCAUGGAAACAGCAGGGGUUAGCAAGCAGAUUGACUAGGAAGGAGUUCUCACAUCUGUACGAGUUCAAAGCUCUCUUCUUGAUCCAGGAGACCCUGAGUGUGGCUAUUACACCUUUCAUACUCUGGUAG